This is a messenger RNA of Xyrauchen texanus (razorback sucker), 1187 nucleotides long. RefSeq names its product CCAAT/enhancer-binding protein delta-like. The transcript has a single exon. The coding region runs from base 23 to 913 and encodes 296 amino acids. The record is from RefSeq and is a predicted model, not a curated record. Gene Ontology annotation, biological process: DNA-templated transcription; regulation of cell differentiation; regulation of transcription by RNA polymerase II. Gene Ontology annotation, molecular function: DNA-binding transcription factor activity, RNA polymerase II-specific; RNA polymerase II cis-regulatory region sequence-specific DNA binding. Lineage: Eukaryota; Metazoa; Chordata; Actinopteri; Cypriniformes; Catostomidae.
UUGGUGUAUUUUCACUGCGUCCAUGUCUGACAUAUACAACCUGGACUCGCAGUGCGUCUCUCCACCAUGCAACAUGAGCUGGGCCAUGGAGCCAGCCAACUUCUAUGAUAAUAAAGUGAUGCCAGGGGAUGCCAAAUCAAGGAUGCCAGGGGGUGAACAUGGCAUCGCCGAGGACAACAACAACAGCAGCAGCAUGGUGGAGCUCAGCAACGCCCCCGCCGUUUACGACGAUGAGAGCGCCAUCGACUUCAGCGCGUACAUCGAGUCCAUGUCCACGGUACCCCUGGAGAUCUGCAACGACGAACUGUUUGCAGACUUGUUUAACAACACUGUGAAGCAAGAAAAGCCUGACUUUUACAUGCCCGGCCACCAGCAGCUGGGAAGCACACAUGGCACCUUUGCGCAAAAGAGCUUGGAGAGGCAGCAGCACCAGGAUGGGGGCUUUGGAAAGGGCGCGUUUUGCGCACCAAUCAAGAAGGAGGCGGACUGGAGUGACAGUGACCAGUCCUCCUCGUUACCGUCGCAGAUCGAAACGUGCGCGCAGACUUCGGUGAGCCUGCACACGGGGCAACCGACGCCGCCCACCACGCCAGAACCCGAGGCAAUCGGCCAGCCAUCCAUCCACAGGAGGCUGGGUAAGGAGAAAGGCAAAAAGACAAUCGACAGGCACAGUCCGGAGUAUCGACAGAGACGCGAGAGGAACAACGUCGCCGUGCGUAAAAGCAGGGACAAGGCGAAGCAGCGCAACAUGGAGAUGCAGCAGAAGAUGAUCGAGUUGGGCGCGGAGAACGAGCGGCUGUACAAAACCAUCGAUCAGUUGACACGAGAACUGGGCAGCCUCAGACACUUCUUCAAGCAGCUGCCCGAACCUGCUUUUGGCACGGGGGCGCGCACGGCUGUUGACAGUCGGUGACGCCCCCCAUACCCAGAACAAUUCCUGCCAGUUUUCUCUCAAACAUACCUCAGUGAACCCGAAUUAUUUUUUUUUCUGUAACAAACGCGUUACACAUUGGAUGACUUUGGACUUUGGCACUGAACGGCGAUUAUUUUUGAAAAUCUCUGUUGUUGUUUUUGUAUUCUAAAUUAUUACAGAAAAUACUUCAUAUACAUACAUAUAUAUAUAGUUUUAUGGUACCUGUUUUAUAAUUCCAAACUUCGUAUUAAUGCCAGAGUAUGUUUUGCAAUUU